CGGCAAGGUAAGCUGAUGACCGUUUACAAACAACAAUUUAUGAUUAAUUCAAGCUGACAAAGCUAAAAGGGCAACACUUACCAUGGCACGUAGCUAUUCACACAUUUUCAAUUUAAUGAGCUCACUACAAACUUCAUUUCGCUUUAUGACAUGUAGUCAUUGUGAACAGUACUACGGGAAAGCCUAAUAUCACUGUUACAUCCAGUCAAGCUCUUACUUCAAACUGAUUUAGAAAGGAAAACAAUCUCUUUUACUUCAAAGGUAAGGUUGAAAAAAAAUAUACCGAAGUUUCUUCGAUGAACCCUGCCAGUGCGAACGGAUGUAACUUGCAUUCAUAUGCUCUACUAUUGUUUUGCAACCCUUGAAAAUGAUUUUGCGCUGUUGGUUGUUUAUUAUCGUUGUAUUUCCAUUUUAGAAGGAUUGAAUCGGUUUUAUAAGAAUAACGUUCAAAGUGUUUCGAGCUUAGUCGUAGGAAAUUGGCAAUAUAUCGAAAUCAUGAGACUCUUUAGUGACUUUGAAAAACUAAAUGCUCAAUAUUUCUGAAACUUUCCGCCGAGUGUUUUGCCUAUUAAAAAAUCAUAGCGCCUUACGUUCGAUUUACAUUUUAUGUUUUUGCGAAAUAGCCCUUAGAUUAAAGCUUUCUUUUAUUAAAUUUGAAAAGAAAGUUCAAGCGAAAUUGUUUAUCGCAAGGAUAAAAUUUUGGCCAAAAAUACAUCAAAACACAAAAGUAGCGUAUAAUAUCUACAUUGCAAAAUUUGCUUGCACUUAUUGAUAUGACGUCUUGUAAUUUAAACCUUAGUCAUGACUAGAAAUAAAUUACACACAGGCGCAUUCUGUACAUGCAAAGCCAUUAUUCGCUGAUUAUAUCGGUUAUCUAUUGAUUGCUUUAAUCGAACAGCUAGGUAGGGAUGACUGUUUAGUGAUUCAGCGUUUUAAAUAGCAAGCUUCGUCUUAGCACGGUAUUGGGCUUUGUCAAUAUAUUCGCUCAACCACGAUGCAUUGUUAGCAUAUCUAUGUCGUGGCCGUAAGUGUAUUUUUAAGAAUGCUCUUCAGGGAAAGUGGAAACGAGCGAAUUGGUUUUUGAAGGUUGGAUCAAAUUUUAGCUGAAAACCCUUUCGUUCGUCAAUCAUUUGCACAGCUUGAAGGUAAAUUGCAGCCUCUUAUUUUACUGCUUACUUUUUUCGCAAUGAAAGUUUAUCUUCCUUCCCAUAUUUAUACAAAAAAUGCUCAUGUAAAAUACUUCCAGCGACUAAAUGUCCCGAGUCCUUGCGCUCAAAAUGACACAGUGAUCGUCCCUGAUCGUCUUGUCUUUCAAGUCACGCGAGCACAAAAGCUUAACGUUUUUCCAUUCCUAAAAUUACGGAAACAGGAAGAGUCAUUUCGCUUAACAACUGGCGACACGUUACGAUGAUGCUUAACAUCACGUAUUCAUGCACGCAAGGGCAACUAAUUAUCAUAUGUUAUUGUAAUACAUUAUGGGUCCAGUGCGUGGGCAAAAUUCUUUUGUGUAUUUUCUGUUGUCUUCUCAAUACUCCUUAAUAAGAGAUCGUGUGUGUAAAACUUGCUAUCGAUAUAAGUCCUAAAUGGUAGUUCUAGGUAGCAUUCCAACAUUUUCGUUUCAUUUUAGAGGCUUAUUCAAGAAAGAAGUGCAUUGUUACUCCGAGUCCCUUCCAUUCCAUAAUAAGCCCACUAGACUUUUAAGAUUAAAAACCGAAAUGGUUUGGCUCUAUUUUUCCUAUGGAUCUGAUCAGAUUUUAGUUUUUUUCUUUAUCUGCAUUCAGUCAAAUAAAUAUAUAUAAAUAUAAAUAUAUAUCCCACAAGAUAUUACGUACAUAUCAUGGAUGACAAAUUACUCCUCAAUUUUGGCGCGAAAUUUUAGCGUAAAAUUAUAAUUUCACAUAUGAAAUGAAAACAUUACCAUGGCAACGUUCAGUUCGUCUGACUGGCAAGAUGGCGUCCAAGUUUUAAAAUGAAUGAAGAUUUCAGGGCGUUAAAAGACGCUUUAGAAAACCUAAACACAGGAAAGAGUCCAUCAAGAAGGAUUCUAAAAGGUAUUUUCUCGUAUAAUACAGAAACUUGUAAACUUAUUGGCCAAAGUAGACCUUGUCACGGUUUUCGACGCCAUAUUGACGAGUAGGCUAACGUGUGAGAAAUUGCAGUGUUUGUAUGAGAAUCUAAUGUCGAAUAAUUUCUGUAAAACGGCAGUUCUGAAAAAAAUAUUACUUGCAAACUGAAGCUACAAAACAAAGGAUUGUACUAAAAAAUUUUUGGGGCGUACCUGUGCUUAAAUUUCUCCAGAGGCUUGCUUAAGAUUUUCCAUAUUUUUGUCUGUAAUUUUUCCCGGAACUUUGUUGCCGACAAAUGUAUAGAAAGUUUUAAAAAGUGGUUCUAGGUCUUUUAGCGCAUGUAACGCCCUCAAUUUUUUUUUAGUAGAAUCCUUAGGAGUGAAGCUUUAGUUUACAAUUCAUAUUUUUUUCAGAACAGCCGUUCUACGGAAAUUAUUCGACAUUAGAUUCUGAAACAAACACUGUAAUUUCUGGCGCGUUUACCUACUCGUCAAGAUGGCGUCGAAAACCGUGACAAGGUCUACAGUUUAUGCUCUAAACUUUUCAGAGCGUGGAGUUCUCGAUACGAUGAACAUUGCGUAAAAAAUUUAUUCAAUUGUGAGUGUAAUUUGUCACUCGUGAUGUUACCAGGUAAUCAAAUGUAAACUUCGUGAAAUUAGGGAACUCGGGCAAAACGAGAUUGGAAUUAUUCCUUGGUUUCACUCGUCAUCAUUUGGUUACACAUAACAAUUAUUUUCAUCGUCGGUGCCGAAAAAAAGUUGUUGAAAUAUACAGACAAAGUCGUAUCUAACUUAACCGUGAUGCUUCCAUUUCACUAUACAGUAGAACUGAAAAUGUCAAGUAAAAGCUCCUGCAAACAUUAAGCUACGUUCAUUCAUUCAUUCAUUCAUUUAUUUUUGUCAUUAACCAGAAAUACAACAACAGUGUACAGAAAUACAUUAAAGAUAAUAUACAAAAUCCUAACUAAAUUAUUUACAAGAUCAAAUGUUCAGAGUGGUAAAAAGAAGAAGAUGCCGGGGGCUUAUAAACUAUAGGCUUCCUGGAACUGUAGGGUGAACCAUGCAAAUGAAGGGUACUGAUUGAAAAUUUGGAUUAAUUAAAAAAAUACAUAAAGAAAAGAAAAGAAAAGAAAAGAAGAGAAAAAAGGAAAGAGAAAAAAAGAAAAUGCAGUGUCCUGAAUAUGCCACGGUCAAAUUAUACUUUUUGUCAUGUCUCUGCUCAUUACAGAUAGUCUCUAACAAGAAUUUGUUAAAAGACGAGCUCAUACUUAACUGUAAUUUGUAUUUUGCAGAGCCAAAUCGGAAAGUGAACCUCAAAGAUGACUUUUAGCCAGAGGUUUCGCUUAAACCUGAUCCAGGAGGCUAAAACAGAGCUAGACUUCCUUGCUUUGGUAGAUGAUUUUCCCAGUUUGUAUGCGGGUCCUAUCCUUAAAAAUGCCAUCAGGAGAUAUGAAAUGUUCUGGCUCCCACUGGCAGCUAGAGAGGGUAGCGGAAGUAGACUCCUUGCAGCUCCAUUAGACAUUGCUUGGGUGUGGUAUCUUCACAUGUUGUCGCCACAAGAUUACGAACAGGACUGCAUGAACAUUGUCUCUCACGUUGUUGACCACUUGCCCAAGAACAGAAAUCAAAGAGGAAAAGGUCUUCAAAAUGCACGAUAUUUGUGGGAGAACGCUUAUCCUACGGAACAGUUUGAAGUCGACUUGAACCGUCCUACGCCAUUUGCUAUGCCAUACGGAUUAAAAAUUCGUUACGACAUCGAGAAAGCAUCUUACAACCAAUCCAAGUUCUAUUAUCAAGUAUCGCUCCCGCACUUUAACGAUAUCAAGUUUCUGGAAAGCGCUGUUGAGCGAUACGAACACCAUUUGCAUCUCAAAAUGCAGCAUCCGCAAGUUCCCAUGGUCCCGUUCACUGACAUCGACUUGAUUUGGCACGCACACCUUCAUCAUCCACUGAACUACAAGCAAGUGACUUCAGAAAUGUUCGGGGCAGUAGUGAACCCUGGAAGCCACGACUCGAGUCUCAGCCUGGGAACCACUUUGCACGAUUCUGAGACUGGCACGAGAGCUGUAUGGUCAGCAGCUGGUUUCAAGUAUGACAAACCAGGAGCCGUGUACAGAGGUGACCCUCCUCAUCCCAUUCCUCCUCGACAAAAUGGGUAUUACGCUUCCUUAGGAAGGCUUCAAUACGAGAUGAAAAUACUGCAAGUAGAGGUUGUAAAUGUGGAUGUGAGCAAGAUGUUCACGCUGCGAAUUUACGAUCCUACGGGCGGUCUGGUGGUGGAUACAGUGAUUCAAGGUGGACACCGUCGCAAUAUGACAUCCCAGUGCAUUGUUGACAACGAAAACCUCCACAAGCUUACGGUAUCUUUGCACCAGAAAGCUCUACGGGGUUUCGAAAGGGUCAUUGGUUCAUCUGAAACGAGUUUGCUGUCUUUCAUUGACGCAUGCCCAUAUGGUGGAGCAAUACCUGAACUGCCUUGGGUGAUCGAUAUUCCAUUUAGUGCUGCACGAGCUAUCGUGAGACUGUCGGCCAAGUUGAGCCCUCCGUCUAUCGAAGGUUAUCGGUUUAAAGUAGAGCCAGAACCUUACUUUGCAAAGGUUGACCAUCCAUCCGUGGUACUCAGUUUUCCACAGUCUAUGUUCUCACCCAGAGAUCUGGCAAAAAAUUACCUGCCUUGUGAAUCUGCGACGCACACUUUGCUAGACUGCAGAGGGCGGGAGUCCUUCAAGUGUCGCGUUGUCCACAGUACUGCAGGUUUGCUAUCGGCAGUGGAGAUCAUCAGUCUUGAUGGUGUUGUUGUUGCAUCUGCCCACACAAUGGAUCUCAACACUCUUCCCGAUAAAGCAGCAAUUGAAGAUCACACAAGAUGCGCCUAUUUAGACCGUGUUGAAGGCGAAAGAGCCAUGCUUAUCCGGGGUAAAAAAGAUUGGGGCAUUUGUAUUGGAAAAUGGCAGAGGGGGAAAGUGCUAAAUCGUUCCGCAGGCCAAGUUGAAAUAACACUUUUUAAGCUCAAAGGCGUGAGAGGAUGGUGUGAGGUACGCAAAUUCAAGGGUGGUCUUUACGUGGUCUAUCUAGAAACAGCUGUCUUUGUUUACGUGGAUUUAAAGAGAGGAUUGUUUGUGCUAUCUCCAUCGGCGCAGGAUGCUCCAGAAAUCAUUGCUUUAGCUUUUUCGAUGUCCAUUCUCUAUCUCCUCUGCAAGCCUUACAAUCCGACACCAGCUAACGUUUCGUCACCAUCCUUUCACAAGAAAGCUAAAGAAGAUAAAGUGACCCCGAUGCUUCUUGCUGCUGGAUACAAGAGUUCUACAGUUCCAACGAAUGUCUAUCUUUUACGAAGCUUAAUGGGCCCGUCAGCAUCAGGUCCAUCCCUGGACGGUGCGGGAACGUAUGAUCUGGAUUCAGAAUCCGGUCUUGAUUGGAUUAGAGAACUCAUCAGAAAGAAACAGGAAGCAUAUCUUUUUCAUUAUAUGAGUGGUGUGACCUAUGAACUUCCAUCCGAAAAGGAAGGUAGCAGCACCUUACGCAGGACGAAUGGAAGUUCCUUUACCUUGUAAGGUGGCGAAGAAAGGGACAAAAGUCAGUGUUGAGAGGACGAAACGAUUGAUUAAAUCAACCUCGAGAGUAAAGAAACCGUAAUCUGAUUACGUUUUACGAUCUAUCGUUGGACAUUCUCGGGACCGUAAUUCAUUGUUCUCAUUAACGCGAGUCCGUAAUAGAUUGCGUCGUUCGAACGUCCCUAAUUUUUCCCAUGGAUCUCGCUGCGGUCCGUUUUGUGGGGCCGGUUUUACUGUCACUUAAAAUAGCGAGGAUCCCUUAAUUUGACAGUAUUUAGUUAUAGAUUUAGUUGGGAGGUUGCUAAGCACGAUCGAAGAGCUAACGUCUCGUUCGACUCAGUUUCUAGAGUGGUUAGCAAACAUCUCAAGUGCACCCACGUGAAAAGGACAAUCAAAGCGC
Porites lobata is the source of this 6019-nucleotide messenger RNA. The record is from the annotation of a GenBank genome assembly. NCBI's taxonomy places the organism in Eukaryota, Metazoa, Cnidaria, Anthozoa, Scleractinia, Poritidae.